AUGCAGCAGUGUUCUGGAAAAAUGUGGAGCUGCAUAACAGAUUUCUUUACCUAUGAGACGACCAAGUCCGUGGUGGUAAAGAGCUGGACUAUUGGGAUCAUAAACCGUGUCGUCCAACUCCUCAUCAUCACAUACUUCAUUGGCUGGGUGUUUUUGUAUGAGAAAGCCUAUCAAGUGAGAGACACAGCUAUUGAAUCAUCAGUCAUGACUAAAGUGAAAGGGUUUGGAGAGUAUAACAACCGGAUCAUGGAUGUAGCCGAUUAUGUCACACCUACUCAAGGGGCAUCAGUGUUCUGCGUAAUCACUAAGCUCAUCACGACAGAAAAUCAAGUUCAAGGCUACUGUCCAGAGAGCGAUCUCAAAUUGAAAUGUAAUAGUGACGUUGAUUGUAAGAAGCUGAUGUCAAAACCAUCUAGCAAUGGGUUGCUGACAGGACGCUGUGUGCCCUUCAAUACUAACCAAAAAACCUGUGAGAUUAAAGGAUGGUGUCCUGCAGAGAUUGAUGAAAUUCAGCCAAACCCCAUGAUGGAGGUGGAGAACUUUACCAUCUUCAUCAAGAACAGCAUUCGCUUCCCACGUUUUAACUUCACAAAGGGAAACUUUUUGCCCAACAUCAAAAGUUCCUACAUAAAGCAGUGUAAUUUUGACUUUGAGACUAACAUGUAUUGUCCGAUAUUCAAAGUGGGGGAUGUGAUCCGAUUUGCACAACAGGACUUUACUACUCUUGCUAAAAAAGGGGGAGUGAUAGGGAUAAAAAUAGCAUGGCUAUGUGAUUUAGACAAGGCAGAUGAUGAGUGCAAGCCGACCUACUCCUUCACUCGCCUGGACGCCAUGUCAGCAAAGACCACUGUGUCUCCAGGAUACAACUUCAGGUAUGCAAAGUAUUUUCAAAUGGAGAACGGGACCGAGUAUCGCACUCUGCUGAAAGCCUAUGCUAUCAGAUUUGAUGUGCUGGUUAAUGGAGAUGCAGGAAAAUUUGACAUGAUCCCAACCUUAAUCAACAUGGUUGCUGCCUUCACUUCUGUUGGCGUGGGUACAGUGCUUUGUGACAUCAUUCUGCUCAACUUUUUGAAAGGAGCUGACCAAUACAAGGCCAAGAAAUUUGAAGAGGUAUCAAAUUCACAUGUUCAGAGCAGUAAUUCACUGUACAGGAGCAGAGACCACAGCGAGCAUUCAAUCAAAACUGAUGAGAAGUUCUUCACCGACUCCGGAGCAUUUUCCAUUGAACGUUAUAGUUAAUAGUGCCGAUCACAGGAAUUAAAUCAGAAAAAAAACAUAGUUCUUCAUUAAAUGCAUUUCAUACAAGUAAUAAUUGAUAUAAUUUUUUCCACUAAACUUAGACUAUUCCACAUAAAACAGUUUAGACCUAUAUUAUAGCAUUAUACAUAAAUAAAUAAAUAUUUAGCCUCCAUAAACAAAUUUCUGAAACUGAAUCCCCCCCAUUUUACAUAAGGAAUAUUUUAACUAUAGCCGUGGCCCCAAUCUUAAACGUCUCAAAUCAAAAUCAAUCAGUCAAAAUCAAUUAUUUGCCUGAGUGAUCUCUAUUUUGUAAGUAUUAAAUAGUAAGUAUGUAUGCUCAUAGUGUUUGCAUGGAGAUGACUAGUAAUUAGUUAAUAAUAUUUAAUAAAUCAUGUGAUUGUAUAGUAUACCAAAUGUAUGUGUUGUUUUUUAUCUUGUGAUACUGUUUAUUGUUCAACUAAUUGUUAAAGUAUAUCAGUCACACCUUUGGCAAAGUAUGGCCAGGGUAACAUUGCAUGAUCAUUUUUUAUUCUAAACUAUAACAUGUUGUUACUUUUUUAUACCACCACUAAUUCCAUUCCUUUGCUCGUAGACUUUGAUGCAGGUUAUGGGGAGACUCAGGGAAAUAAAAGAAAUUACAUUUACUUGUCAUUUGUAAUAUACAUAAAAUGUUCUCAUCUUAAUUAUUGAUUUAUG
Messenger RNA from Carassius auratus (goldfish), 1935 nucleotides. Its product is annotated as P2X purinoceptor 3-like. Lineage: Eukaryota; Metazoa; Chordata; Actinopteri; Cypriniformes; Cyprinidae. The record is from RefSeq and is a predicted model, not a curated record. Gene Ontology annotation, cellular component: plasma membrane. Gene Ontology annotation, molecular function: extracellularly ATP-gated monoatomic cation channel activity; purinergic nucleotide receptor activity; ATP binding. Bases 1 to 1239 code for a protein of 412 amino acids. The transcript has 12 exons. Gene Ontology annotation, biological process: response to ATP; calcium ion transmembrane transport.